Capronia epimyces CBS 606.96 is the source of this 1116-nucleotide messenger RNA. RefSeq lists its product as uncharacterized. Bases 1 to 1116 code for a protein of 371 amino acids. The record is from RefSeq and is a predicted model, not a curated record. NCBI's taxonomy places the organism in Eukaryota, Fungi, Ascomycota, Eurotiomycetes, Chaetothyriales, Herpotrichiellaceae. The transcript is spliced from 7 exons.
AUGGAAGCCGCAAGCUUUGUGGACCGUGUGGAAGACAUGACAGACCUUGAACUGGCAAUGCUACUCAGUCUGAUAGCGGAACAUCAUUGUCUGAUUGAAGUAGAUGAUGAUUUACUGAACGACCUUGCUUCAGAGUUGGCCUUGAUUGCUCGAGACGUCUUCAGCCUUUCAUACAUCAUCCUCGAGCGAGCAGAUGUGCAGUCCAUCGAUGAGUUUGUUGCUGCUAUUCUGGAUGACAAUAACGAUGUCGAGGACCCAGCGGAUGCUCUAGAGGAUGACUCUAACCAGGCAUGCUUCUCUAACCCAGGGAUUUGCUUGGUCGAUGGGCUUAGCUUUCGGGGAGCACCGUCAACCCAGAAUGCUCAAUUUCAAUCUGAUAGCCCGACAGUUGUCAACGUAAUCAUCGCGAAAGACUUCAACUUUGCACAUGACGACGUACAGGUUCAAGCCUUGGAGCUGAUUCGAAAACGGAGGAUAUAUAGUCGAACGACUGUACACGUUGCCCCGAAGGCCUUUCUGCUGCUUCCCAUCGUUUCCACCUCGUCGAAGCAUGUUCGGCUGAACGCUCACCUUAAUGAUCGCAUCUUCAUGUCACAUUAUCAUGAAGCAGAGGACGGGUUCCCCAAUCUUGAGGAGAUGGAUAUUGCUCGUCAUUCCGAAGACGAGUCUGCAUACUCAUAUUCUCACUCUCCCAGUGUUCGACGUGAAGACAUGAUCGCAAGCCGACGAAUCGAGUCAGAGUUGAUUGACCAGCUUCGGGUCCAAGGCAAGGCAGCCACGGUUACACCCGAGAUUCGGAGAUAUCUCCAAGACGUCGUAGCCUUUCUUCGACUGGCAAGGGGUGUCGAUGGAGGCGUCACACCUUACGCGACGACUCUGUUCCUUGCUCUGGCAAAGUAUCUGGCACCCUUCCACGGCAUAGACUACGUGACACCCGCUCUCAUUACUUUGGCCGCGAAAAAGGUGUACCCGCAUCGAAUCAUCAUGGCAUCUCCGACCCGAGAACGCAGUACACAGUACGGGACCAAUGUGACGACAGCUCGAGACUUGUUAAGAGAUCUCGAUCCUCACACCGUGCUCCAGCAUGUGCUCGAUACAGUUGAAUGCCCAGCUUGA